CGAAAACAAAACGGAAAUACCGGGAGGCCUACUGUGGGACUGUGGUGGGGACCUUCAGCCGUUGUUAUUCCACUUUAUUGUUGGUUCGCAGGCAUCAUAGCUCCCAAGUGAAAGCAGCACUAUGAGCCGUGCCAGUGACCUUUUGUCGGCGGGCGUCGGUCGCCUUAUUGAAGAUCUGGCAGCUCUGAUUGAAAAUGAAGAUUUGGCUGACAUAGUUUUCCUGAUUGGGCCGCAAGAGGAACGUGUGUUUGCACACUCCCUCAUGCUCAAGGCCAGGUGCCGCAGCUUCCAGCGCGUGGAGCGGAAGGAGGUGUGCAAGAUAGCCGGUGGCACGGUGACGCCUGGCUCGCAGGGGUCCCUGACCGUCGUCAAGUUGCCCGCCUACCGGCCGGACGUCUUCAAGCAGCUCAUCACCUACAUCUACACGGGCAGGGUGUCCGUGACGGAUGACACCGCGCUGGAGCUGCUGGCCGUGUCACGUGCCCUCGGCAUGGAGCCGCUGCAGCUCCACUGCGAAGAUCACGUGACCUCGAAGAUGUCCGUCAGCAACGCGUGCGCGUUCCUGGCGGCCGCCGUGCGCCUGGAGGACGUGACUGGCGGCGAGGACGGCUCCUUCAUCAACAAGUGCCUGUCGUUCAUCGGCGAACGCGCCAGCGACUGCUUCAAGACCUCCACCUUCCUCAACCUGCCGAGGAACGCCAUGAUUCGUCUGAUCUCCUCGGAGCAGCUGGCGCUGGACGAGGAGCUGGUGUGGCGCGCCGUGCUGGCCUGGGCCAAGCACGGCGCUAACGUGAACCGUCCGACGGCUCAGUGGAGCGAGGAGGAGCAGGCUCGGGUGUGCGCCCAGAUGGCCGGCGUCAUCAACCAUGUCAAGCUGCUGCUCAUAGACAGCCAGGUGUUCGCCGACGAGGUGGAGCCGACGGGCGCCGUGCCGAUGGAGCUCAGCCUCGAGCGGUACCGGUUCGCCGCGCUGCCCGACAAGUUCCGCCAGGAGCGCAUGAACGAGGACAAGCGUCUGCAGCCGCGCGUCACGCGCCAGCUGUUCGCCGGCUCGCAGCUGCUGGUGGGCGCCGCCGGCGGCCGGCUGCAGCAGCUGCUCAGCCAGUGGUACGGCGAGCCGCGCCAGCGCUGGCGGCUGGCGUUCCGCGCCUCGGCGCACGAGCACAGCGCGCACGCCUUCCACCGGCUCUGCGACGGCCUGGCACCCACCUUCACCAUCUGCCUGGGCGAGCAGGGCCAGCUGUGUGGCGGCUUCAGCGACGUGCCCUGGGUCAACAGCGGCAACAAGGGCCGCUUCAUCCACUCGGACGAGGCCUUCCUCUUCACGCUCGUCAACAACCAGGGCGUACUGCCCACCCGGUUUCCCGUGAAGAAGCGCAUGUACGCCGUCUGCUACCACCCUCAGUGCGGGCCGAUCUUCGGCGCCGGAGCCGACCUGUACAUCUCAGACCGCUCCAACACGUCCGGCGAGAGCUACUCCAACCUGCCGCACUCGUACGACGGCGACGGCGCCUCGUCAGCCGUGCUCUUCGGCGACUACAGCUUCAACGUGGCCGACUACGAGGUGUUCACGCUGUCGGGCGCUGCCGGCCGGCCUGCCUGAGCCGGCGCCGGCCCGGCAGCGGUGACGCCGACCGUCGCCAAUGCUCCGGCCGGAGCAGCCGCAGAGACGCACGGAAACGCGGCUGGAGCUCCAGCGCUUGGAACGCCGUCCGAGCCGCCGGCCGAGUCGCACUGGAGCCCGCUGGAGCGCCUCUGGAGUCCCACUAGAGUCCCACUGGAGUCCCACCGGAGUCGCUGAAGCGCCUCUGGAGUCGUGCCGGCGCGCCGCCCGUCUGUGACGAGUGCCGGCCAGCUGGUC
Messenger RNA from Pollicipes pollicipes, 1861 nucleotides. Its product is annotated as kelch-like protein 7. The coding region runs from base 122 to 1603 and encodes 493 amino acids. The record is from RefSeq and is a predicted model, not a curated record. Gene Ontology annotation, molecular function: protein binding. The transcript has 9 exons. Lineage: Eukaryota; Metazoa; Arthropoda; Thecostraca; Pollicipedomorpha; Pollicipedidae.